This is a messenger RNA of Suricata suricatta (meerkat), 2199 nucleotides long. It is a transcript of the gene NDUFAF3, whose product is annotated as NADH:ubiquinone oxidoreductase complex assembly factor 3. The transcript is spliced from 3 exons. Gene Ontology annotation, cellular component: mitochondrial inner membrane. The record is from RefSeq and is a predicted model, not a curated record. NCBI's taxonomy places the organism in Eukaryota, Metazoa, Chordata, Mammalia, Carnivora, Herpestidae. Gene Ontology annotation, molecular function: protein binding. Gene Ontology annotation, biological process: mitochondrial respiratory chain complex I assembly. The coding region runs from base 1459 to 2163 and encodes 234 amino acids.
GGCGCGCGUCUCCUUGAACCACACGGGGUCGCCAGGCCCCAAGGCCGUGUUGAGGGCCCCUAGAGUCUCUCCGACCCCCAGGCGCCCUGUCGCCAUGGCUACCGGAAGGAGCCAACAGAACCGGAAGCAAAACGCCAGGAGGUCAAACUUCCGGUAGGGCCGACUGGCCAGAACGCGUAUCCGGUGCCAGUCCCUGAGCUGACAGGUGCGCCAGAGGGAACCGUGGCAGCUACUUUCGACCUUCUGGCCCAGCUCUCCCACUGCAUGUCCCGUCUGCCCUGCCCGGCCUCGGGUCCGAAAUCUCGGGUUCCAUUUUAGACCUAGAGUUCUAUCGUUGCCACCUGUCUUAGCAACCAGGGAAGGGAGCCUCGCUACUGGGUGGGGCCCAGAUCAGACUUUUCUCCCUUCGAAGUCUUACCUCUGUAUUUGUGAUGUUUCAUUCCCCACGUUUGACACGUGAUCAAACGUCAAAAGUUCCAAAAGUAUUUAGUGGAAAAGGGCAGCUAACAUUAAAGCCAGCUAACAUUUCACGACCACCUAAAACUCACUUUUAAAAAGAAUUUGUGUUCUGCGGUUUCAGGCGCAUGACCCUGGGACAGCUGCUAAAACAGGGGCGCGGGCUGGAGGCCGAGCUGGGGACUUCAGCUACUCUCGUACACGAAGACGGUUGGGGUGGGUUUUCCCCAGGAAGUGAAGGGCUAUCUUUAGCGAGCUGCGGUGGCCCUGUGGGACUCACCGCGAUCACAGCCCUGUCCAGAAGCCCUAGGAACGCCCUCCCUGGUCAAUGCUACCCCGGGUUCCAGAGAUGACCACAAUCCUGGCUCUCCGACGUCUACACCCACCACUUCCAGGUUGAGGGCGCACCUGAGACAGGGGCGGAGACCAGAGCAAUCCAGUAAGUAUGUCUGGGGGUCAGAGACUGGCCCACCCCACCUAGACCAGGACGCUGCUCUGGCAGGAGAGCAGGGAACGAAAUCCAAGCGCAGCUGGAAUGCUCUGGAGACAACAGCUGCUUUUGGGAUUCCGUUGCCCGCUGUCCAGCCGUGGCGGGUGGGAAUGACCCAGGGGGGUAGGUCCCUUGUUCUGGGGCCAGAUCGGCACCCCCCCCCCCCAUUCUCAGUACCAGGAGACGGACUUACGAGUGGGCGGUAAAACAGAGUGUAGUGGGAACGAGGCGCUCACCUGGGCCCCCAAACAAUCGAAAGGUUGGUGGGGGUCUCCCCUGGGACCGGUCCAGUUCCGGAUUAGAUCCGCAGGGUAGGAUUAUUCUUGUUGGUCCCAUGAAGCCGGGUCACCGGUGUGGUGACGAUGGCGGGGAGGGCUUCGGGAUCAGCCUAGAGGGAAGCUCAACCGUGGGGCCGGAGAGGAAGUAAGCCCGCGCACCCGCCUGGGGGACACCCCCGCAUCCCGGGUCCUUUGUCUCGUGACUCUGCCAGCGCCCGCAGCGCUAGGGACCCAAUGACGGCGAUAGGACCCCCGGGAAUCCACUGCGACCGUCCUCCGCUAUGCCGAACCUUACUCCCGCCCGGCCCCGUGGGUAGCAGACGCGUCAACAUUCCCUUGAGGCCACGACACGGUGGGGGCGCGAAGAUGCCCGAAACCCGCGCGGGCGCCAGCGACUCUCGCGCCAGUAGGCCCUCUGAUUCGGCUCAAGACCGGGGGGUCGGGGAAUUCUCGGGCCGCGAGGAGAGUGAGCGACGACAGGGCGAUGCUCCGCAGCUGUCUAGUUCAAUAUCUGGUCCCGUUCGGCCCGGUGGGCCCCAGCUGAACAGCUACCACCACCCUACCACGGCGUCCCCUUCCGCUUGGUGGGGCCGCAGAUUUGGAGCCAUUUUAAGGCCAAACCAAUCAGCCACGCCCCCUCGCGCUCCCGAGAAGCCAAUCCACGCGCGGCCACGCCCCGUAAGGCGCGCGGCGACGACGCCAACGGUCGCGCGGGUGACGGUUGGGGAGGGGCGUGAUUCGCAGAAGAGCGGGGGAAACCUGAGCUGGCCGCUCCGCCCUCGGAACCCGACGCCCCAAAGCCUGGGAUUAGGGCCUUGGAUGCUGGCCCCAUGCCCUGGCCAGGUGUGCGGGACUCGACCAGCCGACUUGCGCGGUGCCCUCCGGGACGCAGGGGGCGCUGUCAGCGCGCUUCGGAGAACUUCGCCACGACUCCGCUGACCUAGCUCAGGCCUCUUUGCACGCGGGUCCGUCAUG